Penicillium angulare is the source of this 861-nucleotide messenger RNA. RefSeq lists its product as uncharacterized. The coding region runs from base 1 to 861 and encodes 286 amino acids. NCBI's taxonomy places the organism in Eukaryota, Fungi, Ascomycota, Eurotiomycetes, Eurotiales, Aspergillaceae. The record is from RefSeq and is a predicted model, not a curated record. The transcript has 2 exons.
AUGGAGACCCCUCCACCAGACGAGAAGCCAAAGAUUCCAGAUGAGCUCCAGUUUGGAGAUGCUGUGAAGAGACUGAUUGAACUUGAUCUGGAGAUCACCAAUGCCAAUGGCAGUCACAAUAUCCAACUGCCCAGCCCCAAAUCCUCACCUGGUGGCUCUGACAAAUGCACUGAGACGUUUCAGACGUUGGUUGAUAAGCUCCAGCAUGGCCUCGACCUCCAGGCUGAGUCUGUCACAAGAGCCCACAAGCAAAUCCUUAUUCUGAAGGAGGGCCUUCCCACUCGGUUCAAAGAGUGCCUCGAGUCAGCAACGGACAUAGAGAAUAUCGAGCAUGAAUUGAUGCAAGCCGAUGUCAUGAUUACUUCUGUCGCUCAAGCUAUCUCCCGCGUCACCAAGACGAGCGAAGAUUUACCUCGUGCAAAGGAGGAGCUUGGAUAUGUCCAGAACGCGAGCAAGGAAAUCCCAGAGGAAUGGAAAAAGCUCAUGGAAGACUUUGACAAUCUGCUCAGGACAGUCGACACGCUCAAGAAUGACAUGGCCUUCGUCAUGAGUCAGUUGCUUUCCGGAAAGACGGACUUCACAGACAUCGUCGAGAAAAGCUCUUCUGGUGAUGCAAAGGACACUUCUUCCAUCAAGGAAGAUGAGCAGAAGACUCUAUCCACGCCUGAUGAUAAGAAGGCUCCAUCUAACAACGACGAGAAAAUUUCAUCCAGCACUGUUUCAUCCAGCACUGUUUCAUCCAGCACUGUUUCAUCCAGCACUGUUGCAUCCAGCACUGAUGAAAAGAAGGGGUCUACAUCUACCCCAGAGGAUAGCAAGAAGCCCCUCGUGGCCAAUUUGACCAAGGGCGAUAAGGCCUAG